This is a messenger RNA of Vicia villosa (hairy vetch), 801 nucleotides long. RefSeq lists its product as uncharacterized. NCBI's taxonomy places the organism in Eukaryota, Viridiplantae, Streptophyta, Magnoliopsida, Fabales, Fabaceae. The record is from RefSeq and is a predicted model, not a curated record. The coding region runs from base 165 to 533 and encodes 122 amino acids. Gene Ontology annotation, molecular function: proton transmembrane transporter activity. The transcript is spliced from 3 exons. Gene Ontology annotation, biological process: proton motive force-driven ATP synthesis.
UUGCUCAAGAACAAAAAUAAACAAAAAAAAAAAAAGCGAAAAUUCACACACAGGGUUAGAGUCUAUAGAGUUGAGUUUUCACAUAGAGCCGCAUCCUUUGUUCUUGCAGAAGCUGCGGCGAACAAUCUCCGAUUACUGCACUCAUUCACUCCACAAGAUUUGAUAUGGCGUCGAAGUUGAAGUCGUUGCAAUCGAAAGCAUGUCAAGCAUCGCAAUUUAUAUCCAGGCAUGGAAAUGUUUACUACAAGCAGUUGUUGGAGCAGAACAAAGAGUACAUUCAGGAGCCUGCUACAAUUGAGAAAUGCAACCUUUUGUCAAAGCAAUUGUUUUACACCCGUCUGGCUAGCAUUCCUGGUCGUUGUGAGGCCUUCAAGAAGGAACUUGAUUAUGUCAAGCAAUUAUGGAGGAACAAACAAGACUUAAAGGUUGAAGAUGCAGGCAUUGCUGCUUUGUUUGGCUUGGAAAUCUAUGCAUGGUAUUGUGCUGGUGAGAUUGUUGGAAGGGGAUUUACAUUCACUGGUUACUAUGUCUGAAAAUAGUCACCUCUAAGUGUAGAUUUUUGCAGUCCUGCAUAGGCGCUAUGUCGGUCUAUACACUCAAAUAUGGGCAUUCCGCAUGGCAAUGUGUUAUUCUGAUUUUUAUUUACUCUGAGAAAACAUGGUUGAGUAACUAGAGGUUAACUUUGAUAAGCCUCAAUAACCCCUUGUACUUGAAUCGGGAAGAACCUUGCGUUUUGCACGUCUUUUCAACAUUGGUGCUCCAUCAAUUUUUUAAAAUAAUUGUCACUACUUUUUGAAAUGA